AUGGGAAUAACGGGACUAUGGAAAAUUGUGGAACCAACGAGUUGCGAGAUUCCGCUCGAAUGUUUGGAGGGCAAAAAGCUGGCGGUGGAUGUUUCGAUUUGGAUUUAUCAGGCUCAAAUGGCCUAUCCGGCCGAUUCACCGUAUCCACAUUUGAGAUUAUUGAUUAACAGACUGUGCAAGUUGCUGUUCUAUAAAAUUCGUCCGGUUUUCGUUUUUGAUGGGCCAAAUGUGCCGGAUUUGAAGAAACAGGUUUUGGUGAGUUCUUUUUUAAAGCUCCGAAUUUUGGCCUAAGCCUAGGCCUAAGAGAUUAGCUAAGCUCAUUCGGACUCAAAAAAUCCGGAAUUUUUAGGCUUCGGCUUACUCGGGCUCGAAAAAUUCGGAAAUUUUGAGCCUAAGAUUAUCUAGACGCAAAAAAAUCGGAAAUUUUGAGCCUAGGCUUAUCUGGACUCAAAAAAUCCGGACACUGAAGCCUAGGCUUAUCUAGACUCAAAAAAUCCGGAAUUUUUUAGCCUAAGCUUAUCUAGACUCGAAAAAUCUGGAAAUUUUGAGCCUAAGAUUAUCCAGACUCAAAAAAUCCCGAAUUUUUGAGCCUAGGCUUAUUCAGACUCGAAAAAUUCGGAAAUUUUGAGCCUAACAUUAUCCGGGCCCUAAAAAUCCCGGAUUCUCAAGCCCAGACUCAUUUAUACUCCCAAAAUCGGGAAUUUUUCGAGACUAGGCUCAUUCGGACUCAAAAAAUCCGGAAAUUUUGUGCCUAGGCUUAUCUGGAUUCGAAAAAUCUGGAAUUUUUAGGCUUCGGCUUACUCGGGCUCAAAAUUCAGGCUUUUUCGAGCAUAAGAUUAUCUAGACUCAAAAAAUCCCGAAUUUUUGAGGCUAGGCUCAUUCAGGCUCGAAAAAUCCGGAAAUUUUGAGACUAGGCUUAUCUAGACUCAAAAAAUCCCGAAUUUUUUGAGCCUAAGACUAUCUAGACUCGAAAAAUCCCGAAUUUUUGAGCCUAGGCUUAUCUAGACUCAAAAAAAUCCCGAAUUUUUGAGCCUAGGCUUAUCUAGACUCAAAAAAAUCCCGAAUUUUUGAGCCUAGGCUUAUCUAGACUCAAAAAAUCCCGAAUUUUUGAGCCUAGGCUUAUCUAGACUCUAGCUAAGCCUAAGAGAUUAGCUAAACCUAAGCCUAGGCCUAAGGGUUCAAUAAGCCCAAGCCUAAGGAACUAGACUAAGCCUAACCUAAUUCCAGGAUUCGCGGCGCGCGAAAAAACUCGCCGACGACUCGAUUCUUCAAAAUCCGAAAAAACUUCAACAUCUCAAACAAAUCGCCUCGGGUCAACUCGAUGAUCAACAAUUGGCCAAAAGUAUUGAGACUGUGAUAAGUCCGACGAAACGCGUUUUGCUGAAUGAUGUCUAUUCAAAAGAGGCAGCGUCAACGAGUAGUGUCGUUGUGAAUUUGGAGGAGAAGGAGCGUGUAGAUCAAAUUUAUGUGGAUUCCGGAUCGGAUUUUUCGGACGGCGAGGGACCGAUUGAUGAAAAAUCGCAUUAUGAUAAAAUUGUAGAGGAUUUAAAGGUGAGUUUAAUAUGAGCAAUGUAUUGAUUUUCCGGGCUAACAUGAGCAAUGUUGCUUGCAGAUUCCGGAAAAUGCGACAAGAAGACAGACAAUUGAUACAUUGGUUGAGAGGAGAGAAACUAUGCGAAAAAGUCGUCUGAAUCCGUCAAUGGUGAGGCCUGAAUAAGCCUAGCCUCGAAAAAUUCCGGAUUCUGAGAGUCUAGAUAAGCCUAGGCUCAAAAAAUUCCGGAUUUUGGAGCCCGAGUAAGCCGAAGCCUAAAAAUUCCGGAUUUUAUGAGCCCGGAUAAUCUUAGGCUAAAAAAUUCCGGAUUUUUUGAGUCUGGAUAAUCUUAGGCUAAAAAAUUUCGGGAUUUUUAGAGCCCGGAUGAGCCUAGGCUCAAAAUUUCCGGAUUUUUCGAAUCCAGAUAAGCCUGGGCUCAAAAUUUCCAGAUUCUGGGAGUCUAGAUAAGCCUGGGCUCGAGAAUCCGGGAAUUUUGAGCUCGUAGAAGCCAGGGUUCAAAAUUUUCAGAUUUUUUGAGCCCGGAUAAUCUUAGGCUCAAAAUUUCCGGAUUUUUCGAGCCCGAAGCCUACAGAUUCCGGCCAAAUGUCAAAUUUCCACAGAUUCCCACCGACUCUCAAGACUUUUCCAACUUUCAAAUGCAACGCGUGUUGCGUCGCGGUCGCCUCAACGCUCAAAUCGAUCAAAUCGCCAAAAAUCCGACGGGUCAAGGUGAAAACAGCAGCAAAAUCCACGUGUUGGGUCCCGAUGGAACUCAACACAUUUUGAAAUAUUCACACAGUGAUGAAGUUCAGCAGAUUUUUCCGGGCAGGAAAUUGGAGAGAGAUCUUGGCGAGAUUUUUUAAAGGCGCAGGUUCGAAAAAAGAAGAAGCUUCGAAUUUGAGUUUGGCUAUAUUCACUGAAGCGUGCGAUUUUCAAAAACCCACAAAAUCUCGCGAAAUCACACCGGAACAUCAGGAAAUCGUGGAGAAUUUCAAAUUUCAAAGCAAAUCCGGAAUGUUGGAGGCUAUAGCUAGGAAAAGAGUUCGAAAUCAUUAUCGAAAAUGUGAGGAAGAAAGUUCGGAUGAUGAAUUUGUGGAUGUUUUGGAGGAGGAGGUGGGAACUUCGACUGAAGUUCGAGUUGGAGACGAAAAAAAUGCGAAUGAGGUCGAAUGGGAUCCGGAGGUAAAACUUGAGAAUUCGGCAUGGAAAAAUUGAAUUUUUCGGGAAAUUUCAACUGGAGUUAGGGUAACUUAUAGUUUUUCUGUUGAACAAUUGUAAGAUAUCCUAACUUCAGAGAAUAAAAGCUCAAGAAUUCCAGGAAAAAUGUAGAAGUUGGCCUAACUUUCAAACGGAAAAAUUCAGAAUUUCAGAAGAUAGCCUAACUUGGAAGGGAAGAAUCUCAAGAGGUCCAGAAAUCCCAUAAAAAAUUGAAUUUUUCGGGAAUUUUCGAAUCUAGAAGGAGCCUGUGAGCCAAAAUUUCCAGAAAUUUCAACUGGAGUUAGGGUAACUCAUAGUUUUUGUAAGAUGAAAAAUGUGAAAACUUUCAAAAGUUCAAUAUUUCAGGCUGCAAACAGUCUCAGCCAAAAAUUCACAAAACUUCAGAAAUUCCAGAAAUGUUCGAAUGAGUUAGGCUAACUUCAGAAUUUCAGAGUCCAGAAAUCCCAAAUUCUCAAAAUUAAUUGAAAAUUUCAUUCAAGUUAGCCUAACUUCCAGAAAAAUUCAGAAUUUCAGAAGAUAGCCUAACUUGGAAGGAAAAAGAUCAGGAGGUCCUGAAAUUCCAAAUUUUCAAAAUUAAUUGAAAAUUCCAGAAUUUCCGUUUCAGAAACCGGAUCGUUUGGAAAAAUCGUGGCAAAAUUCCGAAAUUCUCGACGACGAUUGGCUCAAAAUGAACUACGAAGAUGAUGACAAAACUCCCGAAAUGUAUCGAGACUUACAGGAAUUUCUGACAAAUUGCGGAAUUCCGUGGCUCGAAGCUCCAGGCGAAGCGGAAGCACAGUGUGUUGAAUUGGAACGAUUGGGUUUGGUGGAUGUAAGUGAGAUUUACUUACUUAUGACGUGGCAAAUCAUCACCCUGUAUAUUCCAGGGUGUCAUCAGUGAUGACAGCGAUGUUUGGCCGUUUGGCGUCAAGAAUGUCUAUCGUCACAUGUUCGCCAAAAACAAACGGGUACAACGAUACUCCGCGAUUCCGCCGCCGGCAUCAAAUGACAAUAUCUAUUGCCUAGAACGUGAAGACUACAUUUCAAUCGGAAUUCUGGCGGGUGGCGAUUAUUCGAGUGGUCUGAACAAGGUUGGAGCAAUCGGAGCGCUAGAAUUGGUGGCCGAGUUUGUGGAAGUCGAUCGGAAUCUAGAUUCAGACAAUGUGGAGAAUCGGAUUUUCAAACUUCUACAAAUCAUUGAGGAGCUGUUUUUGAAUAGAUCGGUGGAUGAUUUGCCGUCGAAAUCGCGGCAGGCUUUGUUUUAUCGGCGACAUGUUGUGGAGGCGAAUGAGGCGACGAAAAUUCGACAGAUUUGUGAGAAUCGAGAGGCUGUUAGGGGUAUGUACCUUGGGGCACAGAAAAGUGGGCGGAGUCUGGGGGAAAAAUGCAAGCCUCGCAUAGUUUUUAUACGAAAAAAUGGGCGGAGCUUGCAACCUAGACUCGAAAAACGGCAAAUUUUCAACCAAAGCACAGAAAAAUGGGCGGAGCCUAGAAAAAUGCAAUCCUGGCAUAGUUUUGUUUCUAGAUAAUGUUUAGACUCAAAAAACGUCAAAUUUUCAACCAAGGCACAGAAAAAUGGGCGGAGCCUAAUCUGCAAGCCUGGCACAUUUACACUCAAAAAACGGCAAAUUUUCAACCAAGGCACCGGAAAGUGGGCGGAGUCUGGCGGAAAAAUGCAAGCCUGGCACAGUUUUAUAGAAAAAAGUGGGCGGAGCUUGCAACCUGCGGCACAGUUUUCGUUCUAGAUAAUGUUUAGACUCAAAGAACGGCAAAUUAUCAACCAAGGCACAGAAAAAUGGGCGGAGCCUAGAAAAAUGCAAGUCUGGCAUAGUUUUUAUAGGAAAAAGUGGGCGGAGCUUGCAAGAUAAUGUUUAGACUCAAAAAACGGCAAAUUUUCAACAAAGGCACAGAGAAAUGGGCGGAGCCUAGAAAAAUGCAAUCCUGGCACAGUUUUUAUAGGAAAAAGUGGGCGGAGCUUGCAAGAUAAUGUUUAGACUCAAAAAACGGCAAAUUUUCAAGCAAGGCACAGAAAAAUGGGCGGAGCCUAGAAAAAUACAAGCCUGGCAUAGUCAUAGGUGUUUUUCCCAUUAAAUUACCCUCGAGGUUAAAGACCUAUGACGAACUCGAAUCAAAAAGUUAAAGGGUUGGUGCUCCGCCAGGGAAUCUUGCUUGGUUUAGAUAGGAAUAAGGUGCUCCUGGAAGGUUCCAGUUUUAGAAAAAAUUAGAGUAUCAAUUCAGCCCAUGUUUUUCCUCAAAAACACAAGCGAGUUAAAACCUACGAAAUAAAACAUGUAAAUGCGCUCUAGCGCACAACUUGUUUUUGAAUUUUCGUGCGUGUGUUUGCACACAACACUGUGACGCCUUUUUGCAGACGAUUGUUUCACCAGGAAAGCACCAACCCUUUAAAGACCUAUUUUACACUGAAAAAAAAACCUUUUUUGCUAAAAAUUUAUUUUCCAGCAUGCUUUCCAGAAGGAAGGAAAAAUCUCUGAAUUCACUUUUUUUCAAAGAUGCGCAGAGUUUCCUCAACAAAUUCAAAACUCAAUGCGUUUUCCAUCACGUGAAAUAUAUAAACAACUCUCAUCGCCGACAACUCGCUGGUACGACCACACGCGAUCCUCCUCAUUGCACCUGGCUCCGCCCACUUUGUUUUUUCUUUUCUUUUUCUUUAUUUUCACAGAAAAUUCGAAUCAAAACCAAAACUAAUAUUCUUGUAGGCAACCAAAUGAGCUAAAAAUUUUCACAGCCCUUCUACAGGUAAUUUCGCAUAGUUUCAAUCCAGUACAUUUCAUCAUAAAGACCUCCAAAAGAUUUAGGAGACCUCAGCAGCAAAGUUUAGCGUUUCACUAAACUUUGCUGCUGAGGUCUCCUAAAUCUUUUGGAGGUCUUUAUAUUAAGCCGGUGGGUCUUCUAAACAAGCUAAAUAUCUUGAAGAAUACCUGUGAAAAUUUUCAUCUCAUUUGGUUGCCUACAACAAUAUAAGUUUUGAUUUUGAUUUGAAUUUCCUGUGAAAAACAAACGAAAAAAAAAGAAAAAAAAGUGGGCGGAGUCACUGAAAUGAGAGAGAUAGCGUGUGGCGCUACCAGCGAACUGUCGGCGAUGAGAGAUAUUGAAAUAUUUCGCGUGAUGCAGAAUGAAACACGGCGAAAUUUUUGUGGAAACCCUGCUCCUCUUUGAAAGAAGAAGUUGAUGCAGAGGUAAUUUUGAUGACUUGAGAAAUUAAUAAUAAUUUUUUCAUAAAAGUUAAGGACCUAUUUUUCAUGAAAAAUGAAAAGGUUAACGACCCUAUUUUAUACUUUUCCGGACCAAAAACAUGUAUGGGCAUAGUUUUUAUAGGAAAAAGUGGGCGGAGCUUGCAGCCUGCGGCACAAUUUUUGUUCUAGAUAAUGUUCAGACUCAAAAAACGGCAAAUUUUCAAUCAAGGCACAGAAAAAUGGGCGGAGCCUAAUUUUCUGCAAGCCUGGCACAUUUACACUCAAAAAACACCAAAUUUUCAGCCUAUCUUCAUCCAAACGUCGAUUCAUCUUCGGAAAAAUUCCGAUGGCGAAAAAUGAACAUCGAAUUGAUUCGAAACAUUAUGCAAAAACGAUUCGACGACUCGAAUUUCCUUCAAAACGAGUUGAAAAACUCAAUUUCGGCUUUUGAAAGAUGGAACACGUUUUUGGAAGGCGGAGGAAUCGCGCAAAUGCGAUUGGAUCGAUUUUUUAUGGCCGGCGGAGUUGCGGCUGGAAAACCAGCGCUUAUUUGGUCGAAAAAAGUGACUGAUGCGUUGAUGAGGAUUUCGAGAAGAUCUAGGGGUAAUUCGGGUGAAAAAUGGCCAAAUUUAGGUGAAAAAUCACUAGAAACCCACCAUUUUUGGCCAGAAAUCAUUGUUUUCUGCUUCAAAAUCACCUUUUUUCAGGAAUUCCGGAAGAAAUCAUUGUGGAAAGUGUCAAAAAGAGAAAUACCAAGAAAACCACCAAAAAACCGGUGAAAAAGAUGAAAAGAGUGGAGAAGGAAGAGGAAAAGCUGAAUUUAUCCGAAGAAAGUUCGGAUGACUCAUUUUAA
This is a messenger RNA of Caenorhabditis angaria, 6775 nucleotides long. The record is from the annotation of a GenBank genome assembly. Lineage: Eukaryota; Metazoa; Nematoda; Chromadorea; Rhabditida; Rhabditidae.